AUGGCAGCUAUUCAAAAUGAACCCCUCAACUUCUCACUGCCCCUCCCCCACUCUCUGGACACGCGUAUCUACGUUCGCCUGAGCACCCAAGCCAAGGCCAUUGUGUUGUCCCUUACAACAGCAACACAAGACGAGUUGGCGGCUCCGAAGCCCAUGGGCUCCUUUGUUUACGCAUUGCCAAAUAGGUUUGAUGACAAGCAGCCGCUCUCGACAACCCUGUUCCCUUCAGAACCAAGCGUCGAAUUCACGACUCGAUUAGCAAAGCUUCUAGCAAGGAGAGUACAGUUGCCUGUCUAUGUGACCAAUUCUAUGAGCUUCGCCAACACGGGGAUGGGAGGCGCUGUCGAGGAGGAAAUGGAAGCGUUUAGGAACCUUGUUGCGGUGAUAGUUGAUAAACUAAAAGCUGCCGGUGCGGGUGCGUUGGCGGUGAAUGGGGAGUUACCCAAGUGA
Molecule: messenger RNA, 450 nt
Organism: Metarhizium robertsii ARSEF 23
Lineage: Eukaryota; Fungi; Ascomycota; Sordariomycetes; Hypocreales; Clavicipitaceae
Exons: 2
Coding region: 1-450 (149 amino acids)
Biological process (GO): proteasome assembly
Source: RefSeq, a predicted model, not a curated record